This is a messenger RNA of Capronia coronata CBS 617.96, 1446 nucleotides long. RefSeq lists its product as uncharacterized. The transcript has a single exon. The record is from RefSeq and is a predicted model, not a curated record. Bases 1 to 1446 code for a protein of 481 amino acids. Gene Ontology annotation, molecular function: oxidoreductase activity. Lineage: Eukaryota; Fungi; Ascomycota; Eurotiomycetes; Chaetothyriales; Herpotrichiellaceae.
AUGACCGCCGUUGUGCAGACAUUCCCGGUCGAUCAAGACUGCUCCCGGCGCGCUCAGCAGCCAUCCUUCGUAGACAAGGAUGACCUCCGCACGACCUUCGCGCUCGCCAUGUCAGCCAUGUACAAAGCCGAAGUACCACUGUACGGGGACCUAGUCAGGAUCGUGCAAGAGGUGAACCAAGCCCGGAGCAGCAAAGACCUGCCCGUCGAAGAGAGACUGGACCUGGAAAGACACGGGGCGAUCCGGCUCGGAACGCCCCACGAGCUUCGAACUGUCCGGCGUGUCUUUGCCCAGAUCGGCCUGCAUCCUGUCGACUACUACGACCUAUCCGUGGCAGGACUCCCGAUGCACGCGACGGCGUUUCGGCCCAUCGAUCCCAAGGCCUUGAGCAAGAAUCCCUUCCGGAUCUUCACCACUCUUCUGCGCCCGGAGCUGCUCCGCCCCGAGCCUCGCCAGUUGGCACUGCAGCUGCUCGGCCGGCGCAACAUCUUCAGCGACGAGCUUGUGCUGCUGCUCGGCGUGGGAGAAGAGCAGGGAGGGUUCUUUCCGGAUCAAGCGGAACGAUUCAUCGCCGAAGCCAUGAAGACUUUUAAAUGGCAUUCCGUCGCCGCUGCCACGCAUGAAGACUACGAGAUCCUGGCCGCCGAGCACCCGAUCCUGGCUGACAUCACAUGCUUCAAUAGUGCUCAUAUUAACCACCUGACGCCUAGGACGCUGGAUAUCGAAAUGGCAGAAGCCAGAAUGAAGCAGGAGGGCCUUGCCGUCAAGUCAAGAAUCGAGGGUCCACCUGCUCGCCAGUAUGCCAUUCUGCUGCGCCAGACGAGCUUCCUGGCCUUGCGUGAGCAUAUCAGCUUCCCCGUCCGCGUGUCGACGGGCCUGGUCCCGGGCUCCCACAAGGCACGCUUUGGCGAGAUCGAGCAACGUGGAGCGGCAUUGACGGCCAAGGGCCGGCGACUGUACGACGAAAUCCUGUCCGAGGCGUUGCAACGGAUGGGAUCUGUAGAUGAGGGCAAGGAUCACGAAGAAGCUUAUAAGGAAGUCUUUGCAAAGUAUCCCGACGACUGGAAGGCGUUGCUGGAACAAGGGCUGGUGUUUUUUGAGUGCCGCUGCACACGCAGUGCUCGUGGCUGGACGUGGUCCGGUCCGGGUUCGGCUGUCCCGCUGUCUCGCCUGCUCGAGGCUGGCGUGGUCGAGACAGUUCCCAUCACCUACGAAGACUUCCUGCCCUUCUCUGCCGCAGGGAUCUUUCGCUCAAAUCUUCACUCGACAUCUGGAGACGAUGAUGCAGCUUUUGAACCGUUCGAGGACCGAGAGUCGUUGGAGUCUGCCCUUGGGUCCCCAAUAUCUGACUCUGCAUCACUGUACGCGCGUUUGCAAGCCGAGAGCCUUGCCAAAUGUGCCAAUGCUCUCGGAAUAGACGAGAUAAUCCUUGACAUUCUGUCCUGA